Lentinula edodes (shiitake mushroom) is the source of this 1203-nucleotide messenger RNA. RefSeq names its product major facilitator superfamily domain-containing protein. The record is from RefSeq and is a predicted model, not a curated record. The transcript is spliced from 7 exons. Gene Ontology annotation, molecular function: transmembrane transporter activity. Gene Ontology annotation, cellular component: fungal-type vacuole membrane. Lineage: Eukaryota; Fungi; Basidiomycota; Agaricomycetes; Agaricales; Omphalotaceae. The coding region runs from base 1 to 1203 and encodes 400 amino acids. Gene Ontology annotation, biological process: transmembrane transport.
AUGCCUGAAGGUGGUUAUGGAUGGGUUGUAGUGGCUUCUUGCAGCAUGAUAAUGUUCUUCGCUGUUGGAGGUUUCUAUUCCUGGGGUGUGAUACAAGCCCAGUUGGCUGCUGAAAGUAUCGCCCCAAAUUCAACGCUCGCCUUCAUCGGAUCACUAGGCGUCUCGUUCAUUGCUUUCGGGGCUAUAUUUAUGGGUCGUCUUAUUCGCUGGAUCGGUGCCAGAAAUGCCGGUUUCUUAUCAUGCCUUCUCAUGGGAGGAGGUCAAAUUCUCAGUUCCGCAUCCUCGAAGAACGUUGGCGGGCUUUUUGUGACGAAUGGGAUAAUUGUUGGUCUCGGAACUAGCAUGAGCUUCAUGUUAUGUUCCACCCUUCCUUCGCAAUAUUUUAGACAAAAACGAGGCCUUGCUAACGGCGCCGUAUACGGAGCUGCAGGAAUUGGUGGUGCCAUUUUGAGCGUUGCUCAGAGUGCGCUUAUUCGUCGCGUUGGUGUUGCCUGGACUUUUCGUAUCAUAGGAGCUUCCGUAAUAGCUCUUACUUUUCCUGCAUGUUGUUUCUUAAAAGAUCGUUUGAGGAGAUCCACGGCCACAAUUGAAUGGUCUCUUUUUCUGGAUCCGCGCUUUGUUAUGUUGGCGCUAGGAUCUGCUAUCGGGACAUUCCCUUUACUGGUUCCACCGUUCUUCCUUCCCUUGUACACAAACUCUCUCGGCGAAGCAGCUUCAGUUGGGUCCGUUCUCCUAGCUGUAUUCAAUGUCUCAUCUGCCUUGGGCCGGGUGAGCUUUGGGGCUCUGUGUGAUGUUUGUGGUCCGAUCACGAGUCUGUCUCUCGCUUUGAUUCUUAGUGCUUUGAGUUUGUUGGCCAUUUGGCCGGUCUCAAGCUCUUUGGCUCCGUUAAUCAUUUUCGCUAUCCUAAAUGGCUUUGGCAACGGUGGUUUCUUUAGCACGAUACCAAGCGUCGUAGCUCAUAUGUAUGGUCCAAUACGAGUGACGACUGUGUUUUCUAUGGUCCUAACCGGAUGGGCCGCUGGCUAUCUCUUGGGUGCGCCCGUUGCUGGAUGGCUACUUGAUGCCUAUGGGGGAUCCGGCGCGGGGAUUGUUGCUUAUAGGCCUGCCAUGUACUAUGCUGGCUCAUUAUCAGUGGGGAGUACCGGGUUCAUCCUCGGGGUUCGUGUCCUAACUACGAAGACAAAUCUGUUUACCUUCGCCUAA